Messenger RNA from Syngnathoides biaculeatus (alligator pipefish), 947 nucleotides. It is a transcript of the gene nanos1, whose product is annotated as nanos homolog 1. Gene Ontology annotation, cellular component: perinuclear region of cytoplasm. The transcript has a single exon. The record is from RefSeq and is a predicted model, not a curated record. Bases 76 to 771 code for a protein of 231 amino acids. Gene Ontology annotation, biological process: negative regulation of translation; oogenesis. Gene Ontology annotation, molecular function: mRNA binding; zinc ion binding. NCBI's taxonomy places the organism in Eukaryota, Metazoa, Chordata, Actinopteri, Syngnathiformes, Syngnathidae.
ACCGCCGCCGCCACCGCCGGAGAUUCCGCACCGUCCCGGGGGAGGAUUUUAUUCUUUCUCGCUCGCCGGCUAAGCAUGGAUUUUCUCAAUCACAACUACUUGAGCGCCAGGGGGCCCUACGACUACACUUUUAAUUUCUGGAACGAUUACUUGGGCCUGACCACGCUGGUCACCAAGAACCCCAAGAUGGGCAUGCCCCACAUGAGCCCCAACUCCAUCACCGAAUCCCUGAAGGCCACGCUGGGCCUGGACGACCCGCGCGAGUGCGCGUGCGCCUGCGAGGGCGCAGCGCCGGAGGGGGGCGGCGGCUGCUGCUGCUGCUGCUCCUCCUGCUGCUGCUGCCUGGGGUGCCCGCCCGGCACCCCCCCGCCGCCGGGCUGCGUCGCCGAGCUCAAGGAGCGCUUCUCCAUCCUCGACCCCUUCCAGAGCCGGCAGCCCCCGGAGCGGGAGGCGCACGGGUGCUUCCCCGGCUUCGAGCGCGCCAGGACCCGCGGCAAGCCGGCGUCCGUGCGGGCCAAGCUGGAGCCCAAAAUCUGCGUGUUCUGCCGGAACAACGGCGCGCCCGAGGAGGUGUACGGCUCGCACGUCCUCAAGACGCCCGACGGCCGGGUCUUGUGCCCCAUCCUGCGGGCGUACACCUGCCCGCUGUGCAGCGCCAACGGGGACAACGCGCACACCAUCAAGUACUGCCCGCUGUCCAAGGAGCAGCCCCCGCAGAGGCCGCUGAAGGGGGGCCGGGCUGUGGGGGGUAAGCGGAUGAAAAUAUUCUAAAAAAAAAAAAACAGACUUUCAAGUAUGAUGAAGAAUUUGCACUGAACAAUUUGCAGAUGACUGACCGUUUUAUUUAGAAUUUUAUCUCAAUACACAUGAUAACUGUUCACGGGGUGUCCAAAACAUAAAAAAUAAAUACAAACAUUUAAAAUAAUCACAUUUAGACCAACACAAUG